ACAUCGAAGGGACUCGGCUGUUUAUGAAGAGAUUAUUCGGAGGAUUCGACCGGAUUUGAACUAUUCGCGAAUCCGUAAAAUCUGAAAAAUCUCGAGGACAAUCCAUUCGCAUCAAGUUAGACAUCGCGGGAGACAAAUACGACGGAACUCUGUUUCGAAAUCCCUUAGAAACCCUCACCGAGGUGUAAACAGCCUCUCGCGUGAUGGAGAGUUCGGGCGAGAGAGCCUCGAGCAAUGCAGGAGCAUCUGCGCGUGGCGAGCGAAAGAGUAGUAGGGGCUCGAGGCAGAAGGCUGUGGAUUACCUUAGUAAGAAGUUCCUAAGAAAUUUCGAUCCAGAGCACAGCGAGCGGGAGAAGCGCAAGCUGUAUCGUCGAUUGUAUCAGAGCUACAGGAAGCACCUGUACAACGACGUGGGCAUCUUCAUACAGACGUCGGACAAUCUCUGCGACUGCCUGAAUCUGGACUGCCCCGGGUGCCAUUUCCCGUGUCCCAAAUGUUCCUCCCCGAAGUGCGCCCACGACUGCAGAAACAAUCGCAAAUGGACCUACGAUACCAUCCAGAGCGAAGGGACCGAUUCUGUGGUGAAAAAUCCACUGCUGAAAGAUGCCGAAACGAAGUGAGAAACGUAAACGCGAACCUGUAAAUAUCUGUACAUAAAGCGCAACCGAGAAUGCGCCCGAUUUUUAUUACUACUUUGAUAUAAAUUGUAUUUCGUGAUUGAUACUUGAUAAAUCCUUGGCGUGCAAAGAA
Vollenhovia emeryi is the source of this 750-nucleotide messenger RNA. Its product is annotated as ARL14 effector protein. Bases 204 to 620 code for a protein of 138 amino acids. The record is from RefSeq and is a predicted model, not a curated record. The transcript is spliced from 4 exons. NCBI's taxonomy places the organism in Eukaryota, Metazoa, Arthropoda, Insecta, Hymenoptera, Formicidae. Gene Ontology annotation, cellular component: intracellular membrane-bounded organelle.